GUUUUCGCAGUUGAGGCUCCAACAGCGUGCUCUGUGGAUGUCACAAUAGUGGCAUUCACUGUGCGGGAUGAAGCUGCUCAACCCCAUCACUCGUUACCUGACCCUGGUCGUCGCGCUCACAAUCCGCAUUGCACAAUCCCUGCCACAUCUUCCCGAGGAAGCAAACUGGAAUCUCAAUCAAAAUCAAACCGCGACAAACCCCCUCGACUACUCAGGACAGUGGGACGGACACUCGUAUACCCCCUCGCCAGACAACUGGCGAUUCCCCUUUUACACUAUUUUCCUCGACAGACUCGUCAACGGCGAUCCCAGUAACGACGAUGCGAACGGCACACAAUGGGAACACAUCCUAACGUCCAACCAGUUCCGCCAUGGCGGCGACGUGCUCGGCUUGGUGGAUACCUUCGAUUACCUACAGGGAAUGGGAAUCAAGGGCAUCUACCUUGCCGGAACACCGUACAUCAACUGGCCCUGGGGCGCCGACGGAUAUUCCCCGCUUGACCUGACGCUGAUGGACCAUCACUAUGGCACGAUUGACGACUGGCGCACAAUGAUAUCCGAAGCUCAUAAACGGGGGAUCUACGUUCUGUUCGAUAAUACCUUUGCGACGAUGGGCGAUCUGGUCGGUUUCCAAGGUUACUUGAACCGGUCCGCGCCAAUCAAUCCCAACGAGUACGACUAUGUAUGGAAGUAUGACCGUCGGUACUGGGACUUCCAGCCGGGAAAUCAGAUUGAGGCUCAAUGUCCCUGGGAGUAUCCUCGAUUCUGGGAUGAUGACGGAACCGGCUUGACCAACACCACCCUUGGCGCUUCAUGUCGGAAUAGUGAAGUUGACCAGUAUGGAGAAGUGGCCGCGUUCGGAAACUACACCGAAUGGGAAGGGCAGAUUGCGAAAUUCGCAUUUGUCCAGGACCGUCUGCGCUCAUGGCGGCCCGAUGUUCUGGCGAAGAUCAAACACUUUUCGUGUCUGACUGUCACCAUGCUUGACAUCGAUGGAUUCCGUGUCGACAAAGCUCUUCAAGUGACCCUGGACUCUCUUGGCGAGUGGUCCGAGUCAGUGCGCGAUUGCGCCAAACAGCUGGGCAAGGACAAUUUCUACAUCCCGGGAGAGAUUGUGUCGGGAAACGCCUUUGGCUCGCUGUACAUCGGUCGCGGUCACCAGACCAAUCAAACCAUCUCUAACAUCACCGAAGCUUUUAUGAUGACCAACAAGACAGACAAGGCAAACGAGGAUCUCUUCUUGCGACCGGCCGAGCAAUCCGCACUGGACGGAGCGGCGUUCCACUACACGUUAUAUCGCGCCCUGAGCCGAUUUCUAGGUUUGGAUGGGAUCUACGCCGCCGAAGGCGACCCGCCGGUCAAUUUCGUGGAAACAUGGAAUGGUCUCGUGCAGACCAACGACAUGGUCAACACGAACACCGGCAAGUUCGACCCUCGUCACCUGUUUGGCGUCACGAAUCAGGACGUUUUUAGAUGGCCGGCGAUCCAAAAUGGCACCCACAAGCAGAAUUUAGGACUAUACGUCGCUUCAUUACUCAUGCCUGGAAUUCCCAUCCUCUCCUGGGGCGAGGAACAAGAUUUCUACGUUCUGGACAACCAAGCCGAUAACUAUAUCUUCGGUCGUGGACCCAUGUCGUCUUCCCAAGCGUGGCAGAUGCACGGCUGCUAUAAGCUUGGAUCAGAUAAAUACUAUGACUUUCCGCUCGAACGCGCCCUGACCGGAUGUGGCGAUGACUCCGUCAGUCUCGAUCACCGAGAUCCUUCUCACCCAAUCCGUGGUCUUAUCAAGACGAUGUUUGAGAUACGUCAGAACUACCCCGUUCUGCAUGAUGGUUGGUACCUACAGCAGUUGUCCAACCAGACCGUGGAUAUCUACCUUCCCGGUAGUAAUGGGACACCGACCGAGACUGGCAUGUGGAGUGUCAUGAGGUCCCGCUUUGUCGAUCUACAGAAUUUUGACGGCCAAGGCCAGGGAAAUCAGAGUGUCUGGCUGGUGUAUUCGAAUGACAACAAAACGGUCAACCACCAAUUCAACUGCAGCAGCGACAAGGACGCAUUGAUUUCGCCGUUUCCCGCAGGAACCACGGUGAAGAACCUGCUGCCCCCAUUCGAUGAGUUUUCGCUGGUCAACAGCUCCAUGAAGCUAGGAUUUGAAGGGUCCGAUCUACCCAAUGGGUGCCAUCCUAACCUUACGAUGCCGGCUUGGGGAUUCAAAGCAUAUGUCCCGAAAGAGAAAUUCCUGCAGCCUUCUCCAUACAUAACGGCCUUCACGCCCGGACACGACGCCCGCAUUGUCUCCCAGGGAACAGAUGGAGAGACUGUACGAAUUGGCUUCGAAUUCUCUCAGGAGAUGGACUGCGACCAAAUCUCCAACUCGCUGACGAUCACUUCCAAAGCGCUCAAUGACGAAAGUGCUCUGCUCGACACGACCUCGGUGUCCUGCAAAUCCUUUGCUGAAACCGAAGUGGCAACAUGGCCCGGGGCAUUUACUAGUGUUUUCAGCUAUGAGGCAGAUUUGUCCAACGUGUUUCCGGGCGUGCAUAGGGUCACCGUUAGCAACGUGACGAACGCAUCGGGAAACCAAUCCACAAACUCUGUUGACCACUUUAUGUUCCGUAUCGGAGAGACAACCAACCCAAUGGUCUGGCCGCAGCUGGCCAACUAUAGUAGAGAUCUGCUGUUCGAAACCCCGUCCGCACCUGAGCCCCUGUCCGUGAUGCCACAUGCUCCGGGUGCCGAUAUGUGGCGCUACUCGCUUGAUUUUGGUGCAACAUUCAGUGACUGGAUGACAUAUACCGGAUUCAACACGUCCAUUCCUGGCAAGAACUGGACGGGUCCGACAAGGCAGGCCUGGGAAGGAGAGCACAUUAUUGCUCAAUAUUGGAGCAAGCUCACCGGGAGUAGUGAUCACUGGCUGCAUGGAGACACCCAGUGGGCAUAUAAACCACCUCGUCGCUUCCCCAACCUCUUCAUCGAAGGCGAAUUCAACCAGUUCGGUUACGAUGCUGGGUACUCGAACAAAAUGGCUCUCAGCAACCUGACCGGACGGUGGGAGAUUAACUUCAUGGGCGAAUGGCCCGUGCAGGUUGCGUUCAAUGCCUGGGGAAUCAACGAGGACGGUCUGCCCGAUCAAACCCAGGUCUUUGGAGAUAUUGAUGGAGACAACGUUCUUGAUCAGGUUCCACCGGUCACGCUGCUGAGCAAUGUUUUCAACGUUACCAUCCCACCCCCUUCACCUUAUCUUGCGUUCAAGCUCACAGUGGACGAUGGUGAUCUGAGGGUCUACGCUAUUCCGACAGGAUCGAGGUGGGUUCAGCUGGCCCUCUUUAUCCUUUUGGCUAUUAUACCGGUCGCUAGUGCGGUAGGCGCGGUGUAUGCUUACCUCAAGGCCUUUUACAAGGUCAAGUUCAACCAAAUCGGCGUCACGGAGAAAACACCGACAUUUGCUCCACUGGUCAGCAUCUUCCAGCGGGUAACCCGUCCUUCAGAUGAUAGGGAAGCAAAUCCGGCACUUGAUCAAGGUUCCGUGAGCCCGUCCCUAUCGGACAGUGGCGGCAUCGUCAGUGCCGCUGUAAACAUUCGACGGCGAACCGUGGUCAUCGCAACGAUGGAAUACGAUAUCGAAGAUUGGGGCAUCAAGAUCAAGAUUGGUGGGCUGGGUGUCAUGGCCCAGCUCAUGGGCAAGAAUCUGACUCACCAAGAUCUGAUCUGGGUAGUCCCCUGUGUUGGAGGGGUGGAGUACCCUCGAGACGAUCCCCGCGAGCCGAUGGUAGUCACUGUCCUUGGUAACAAGUACCAAGUUGAUGUUCAGUAUCAUCGGUUGCACAAUAUCACAUAUGUCUUGUUAGACGCGCCCGUGUUUCGAGCCCAAACCAAGUCGGACCCGUACCCGGCUCGGAUGGAUGACCUGCAUUCGGCCAUCUUCUAUUCGGCCUGGAAUCAAUGCAUUGCUGAGGCCAUCAAGAGAUUUCCAGCAAUCGACCUCUAUCACAUCAACGAUUACCAUGGUGCGGCCGCUCCAUUGUAUCUUUUGCCUCACACGAUUCCAUGCUGCUUGUCCUUGCAUAAUGCCGAAUUCCAAGGUUUGUGGCCAAUGCAUACCUCCCAGCAGGUUCAAGAGGUGUGCAAAGUUUUCAACCUCAGCCCGGCCGUGGUAAAGAAGUAUGUGCAAUUCGGCGACGUGUUCAACCUCCUGCAUUGCGCUGCCAACUACCUCAAGAUCCACCAAAAUGGAUUCGGUGCGGUUGGUGUCUCCAAGAAAUACGGUAAGAGGUCAUACGCCAGAUAUCCCAUCUUUUGGGGUCUCAAGAGCAUUGGAGCCCUGCCGAACCCCGACCCGUCUGACCUGGCUGAGUGGGACAAUAAUGCAAACAACAAUCUCGAGGAAGUUACCAUUGACACGGAGUUUGAAGCCAGCCGUGCGGCACUCAAGAGACAGGCGCAAGAAUGGGCAGGGCUCAAAGUUGAUCCUGAAGCACAGCUGUUUGUAUUUGUCGGCCGUUGGUCCAUGCAAAAGGGCAUUGAUUUAAUAGCAGACAUUUUCCCUUCCAUCUUAGAUGCUCACCCAAACGUCCAGUUGAUGUGCAUUGGACCUGUCAUCGAUCUCUAUGGAAGAUUCGCAGCAUUGAAACUGAACCGGCUCAUGCAGCUCUACCCGGAGCGAGUCUUUUCGAAACCGGAGUUUACUGCACUGCCUCCGUUUAUUUUCAGUGGCGCCGAGUUCGCCUUGAUUCCUUCGCGAGAUGAACCAUUCGGUCUGGUUGCUGUCGAGUUUGGUCGGAAAGGAGCGUUGGGUGUGGGAUCGCGUGUUGGUGGGCUUGGACAGAUGCCAGGAUGGUGGUACACAAUCGAGUCAAUGACAACCAAACAUCUCACUCACCAGUUCAAGUCGGCCAUCAACGAUGCUCUGCGAUCGUCUCAAGAAACCCGAGCGAUGAUGCGUGCACGAUCCGGCAAGCAGCGCUUCCCCGUGGCUCAGUGGGUUGAGGAUCUAGGGAUCCUGCAAUCCACCUCGAUAGAAAAGCACGCGAAACACUCCAAGCGCCACGAUCGUGGCUCAUGGAGAAUAUCCGGGAGCAGCACCCUUAUCCCCGAUGGCAUCCCGAACGUUCGAUUCUCGUCAAGUUCAAACACCAGCCGCGAGCAUAGUCGAUCACGCAGUCCCACCAUCUCGGGCUCGCCUCGCAGGCCGAUGCCUAGUGAGCCGAGACAUGUUGGAAGUCGGCUAGGCCAUAGCCACACUCCGUCACUUCCGGCAAACCUGCCUUCCAGCUUAGCCAUGUCCAACGAGUCCGAUACUGAAUUUGAGUCACGACGCAGACCCUUGUCCUCCACUCAUCGUCCAGGCCCUCGUGUCAUCUACACCCUUAGCAAUGACGGGGAAGGCCUCGAGCACAUUCCGAUGGCCGCCCAAGAUGACUCUAAUACCCGUCCAUCAUCGUCGCUUUCGCCGUCAGGGGCCCUCAAUGCUCCUCCCCAUUUUGCCAACUCUGGUGCUAGCACACCUACUCUCGGUUCCGGACCGGAAGAUGGGCUGCUCGGUCGCCGAAACCUAAGCGCAUCCUUGAUGAGCCUGGUUAGUGUCGACGAUAUCAUCAAGGAGAAGCAAGACUACAACCUGCAGAAAGUCAGUCCCUUCUUCACGGAUGUCAAUCAUGAAUACGCGGACAAGUUUGAGAGGAAGCUUGCCGACCUGAAUGGCAAGAAUUCUGAGGAUCAGCUGUGCAUUGAGUUGUUUAUCGAGAAGAGUGAGAAAGACUGGUUUAACCGAUACCGCGAUGUCAAACUGGGCAAGUCACCACUGCCAUCUCCAUCGCCUUCUGUCUUCCGUUUCAAGAUCCAUGACACCAGUCGACCACCGACCCCAGCAGCUAGUGCUCCGGUUGCCGACCCAAACGCUGGGCAAUUCCUGCUCCCAAAAGACUAUGUUCCUCCUACUGGGUUGAAACGUUUCAUGCUGAUGAAACUGGGCGAUUGGCCGGUGUAUUCCAUCGUUCUCGCGAUCGGCCAAAUUCUUGCCUUGAAUUCCUACCAGAUCACACUUCUGAACGGCCAGAUCGGAGAGACGGCAGAGAAGCUUUACAUUUUGGCCUCCAUCUAUCUUGUCGCUUCGAUCGGGUGGUGGAUGGUCUUCCGUCUCGUCCCUUCAGUUUAUGUGUUGACAAUCCCCUACUUGAUGUACGGGUUUGCUUUCCUCUUCGUGGGUCUCGCCGGUCCCAUUAACAACAGCACCAGUCAAGAAUGGCUGCAGAAUGUGGGAACUGGCUUCUAUUCGAUUGCAUCCUCGAGUGGAUCGAUUUUCUUUGCCCUCAACUUUGGAGAUGAAGGUGGGGCGCCACUUAGCUCCUGGAUUUACCGGGCCACACUCAUUCAGGGCAGCCAGCAGCUAUGCAUAAGUUUCCUUUGGUACUGGGGUAGCUGGAUGGCCAAUCUCAACCAACAGGGUAACACGCAAUUCAGCCUCACCAUGACCAACCCUGGGGCAUUGCUCGGUAUCGGAGUUGGCCUGGCCUGUCUGAUGUGGCUGCUGGGAGGUCUUGUGUUCUUUGGACUGCCUACAUAUUAUCGAAAAGCACCAGGUCAAGUGCCGACAUUCUACCUAUCUCUCUUCCGGCGCCGCAUCAUCCUCUGGUUCUUCUACAUGGUGUUCAUCUCCAACUACUGGCUGUCGGCACCGUACGGACGAAACUGGCUAUAUCUCUGGUCCAGCAAGCAUGCCCGGGUGUGGCACAUUAUUCUCCUGGUGCUCUUUUUCUUCAUUGUUGUCUGGGCAGCAGCUCUCUGGGUCUUUCACGUCUUUUCCAAAAGACAUGCCUGGUUCAUCCCAAUCUUCGCCAUCGGCCUGGGUGCCCCUCGAUGGGCCCAGAUGCUGUGGGCAACCUCCAACAUCGGCACGUACGUCCCUUGGGCCGGUAGUCCAAUUGCCGGAGCCAUCCUCGGAAGAGCACUGUGGCUCUGGCUGGGUGUUUUGGAUAGCCUUCAGGGUGUCGGGUUUGGAAUGAUCCUCUUGAACACCAUGACUCGCUUCCAUGUCACCUUUACCCUACUUGCCGCCCAGGUGGUUGGAUCCGUUGCGACUAUCCUCGCGCGCGCCACCGCACCCGAUAAGUUGGGCCCCGGGGAUAAAGCUGACUUCUGGGUCUGUUUGCUGUUCAUGCUAUCGAUCAACGUGCUGUGUCUCUUCUUCUAUCGCAAGGAACAGCUAUCCAAACCUUGA
Molecule: messenger RNA, 7216 nt
Organism: Aspergillus sclerotioniger CBS 115572
Lineage: Eukaryota; Fungi; Ascomycota; Eurotiomycetes; Eurotiales; Aspergillaceae
Product: alpha-1,3-glucan synthase
Exons: 16
Coding region: 68-7216 (2382 amino acids)
Biological process (GO): fungal-type cell wall (1->3)-alpha-glucan biosynthetic process
Cellular component (GO): fungal-type cell wall
Molecular function (GO): alpha-1,3-glucan synthase activity
Source: RefSeq, a predicted model, not a curated record